This is a messenger RNA of Didymodactylos carnosus, 960 nucleotides long. NCBI's taxonomy places the organism in Eukaryota, Metazoa, Rotifera, Eurotatoria, Philodinida, Philodinidae. The record is from the annotation of a GenBank genome assembly.
AUGGCUUCAUUAGUAAUUGAUGCUCGAGCAAUUAACGGUACGACGUAUGAACACGAUGGUGGAGUAAUUGCAUCGAUAUUUUUAAGUUUGGUAGCAUUUAUUUUGACUUGUAUUAUUAAUGGACUAGCACAAAGUGGACCAAAUAAACUGUUUCGAAAAAAUACUGCUCAAAUAUCUGAUGAGAAUCCUACCGAGUUUACUCCGGCUGGUCCGACUUUUUCACUUUGGGGUUUGAUUUAUAUGUGGCAAUUAAUAUGGAUAAUAUAUGCAAUUGUGUGUAUAUGGCGUAAAACAGAUGUUGGCUAUUUGUAUUUACAUCCAUUUACAUUACAUUAUUCCGUGUUUAUUUUAUUCAUCGUCAAUAUGUUACUCAAUAGUACUUGGUUAAUAUUAUGGGAUCGAUUAAAAUUUGGUAUUGGAACAUUGGUUAUUUUUGCCAUGUUUUUCACAAUUGUUGCUGCGACGAUUAUUGUUCAUGUUCUACUAUGGAAUUAUCGAUCAGAUUAUCGGAAUUUAGGAUUUACUACUGAUAUAUGGUUAAUUCGUUUUCUUGUUAUCAAUGGUUUGGCGUUGUAUGCCACUUGGCUAUUGAUUGCUGCGAAUUUAAAUUUGGCCAUAUGGAUAAAACCGAAAUUAUCGUUAAGAAUUGAGGGUUGGGCUACCACUAUUUGUUUAACUAUUGUUCUUUUGGGUGUUAUUAGCUAUUGGGUGUUGGAAAAUUUUGUAUUUUAUUGUUCAAUGGCGUAUACAUGGUCACCUUGGCUAGUUUUGUAUGUAGCGCUCGCAGGUAUUAUUGCCAAACAUCAUACUCUCCUCAAAGAAGGCUCUCGAAAUCAAAUUUACGUCUUAAUUAUUUUAAUAUUGACAACAGUAUUUUUUAUUGUCAAAAUUGUACUAUUUGUAGUAAGGUAUACGAAAAGCGAAAUUCCAACAGGAAGUCAUCCUGCUUGGGAUUUGUGA